Messenger RNA from Hermetia illucens (black soldier fly), 2907 nucleotides. RefSeq names its product palmitoyltransferase ZDHHC15. Gene Ontology annotation, biological process: synaptic vesicle maturation; peptidyl-L-cysteine S-palmitoylation; protein targeting to membrane. Gene Ontology annotation, molecular function: protein-cysteine S-palmitoyltransferase activity. The record is from RefSeq and is a predicted model, not a curated record. The transcript has 7 exons. The coding region runs from base 168 to 1382 and encodes 404 amino acids. Gene Ontology annotation, cellular component: Golgi apparatus; endoplasmic reticulum. NCBI's taxonomy places the organism in Eukaryota, Metazoa, Arthropoda, Insecta, Diptera, Stratiomyidae.
GAAAGGUGGAAAGCGGUUUAUUGGGAAACACUCAAGGAACUGUCACAGUGUGGAUUUUCGUUUCUCGCACAGAAUGUCAAAUCUAAACUGCAAGAAGUUUCAGUGAACGCACGGCGCAGUGGAUUUCUUUUGAUACGGAUAUCUAGCCGCAAAUAAGUGACAAGAUAAUGGGGAAUUAUGAUAGACAAAGAAAUACGCCGUGUGCAAGCUGCAUGCGCGCCCUGAAGUGGAUUCCUGUGCUGUUUAUCGUUUCCAUCAUUGUGUGGUCUUAUUACGCCUAUGUCGUUCAGCUGUGCAUCUUGUCGAUGGAUAAUAUAGCGUUGAAAGUGAUCUUCCUAAUACUGUACCAUGCGGUUUGCUUUCUCUUUUUCUGGUCGUACUGGCAGACCGUCUUCACCCCCAUUGGAACUGUUCCUACUAAGUGGCGAAUUCCAGAAAGUGAAAUCGAGAAACUGGGCCAAGCUGAGACACAAGAGCAACAGAAGCGAAUACUCGAGUUAUUCGCAAAAAACUUUCCAGUGAGCAAUAGAACAAUUAAUGGAGCGGUUCGUUUCUGUGAAAAAUGCCAAAUAAUAAAACCAGAUCGAGCUCAUCAUUGUAGUGUAUGUGGGACAUGUGUUCUGAAAAUGGAUCACCACUGUCCCUGGGUGAAUAACUGCGUUAACUUCUCGAACUAUAAAUAUUUUGUUUUAUUUCUGGGAUACGCUUUGAUUUAUUGCUUAUACGUAGCAGCGACAUCCUUACAAUAUUUCAUUAAAUUCUGGGAGGGUGAACUGAACGGAGGCAUGGGAAGGUUUCACAUUCUCUUUCUCUUUUUUGUGGCUGUGAUGUUUGCUAUUAGCUUAGUCAGUUUAUUUGGUUAUCACAUUUACCUAGUUUUACUUAACAGAACUACAUUAGAGGCCUUUAGAGCACCAAUUUUUCGCAUUGGUGGGCAGGACAAAAACGGAUACAAUUUAGGGCGGUAUAAUAAUUUCCAAGAAGUGUUCGGUGACAAUUGGAAGUUAUGGUUUUUGCCCGUCUAUACAAGUUUGGGUGAUGGAAUAAUCUAUCGAAUGAAUUCUCAGCAUCAGAGUACGUCGUAUGAGUCUAUGGGCGAUACUCCCAACACGCCGCCCUCAAGGUUAGAUGGGUCCAACGAUAAGUUUUUAAAUGAUUCUGUUAAUAAUAUUGUUAAUCAUAAUGUCGACGCUUCUAUUGUUGAAUUUGAAACUUUAACUAAUACACAUCCUGAUAAUGAUGCUAGCGUUGAAUCAAUUCGGCCUGCCAUAAAUGUUGUGUACACAUCUAGUAAUAGCAAAAAUUCCAUUGUAGUCAUCGAUGAAGAUGACGAUGAUGAUAGCACAAACCAACAACAUUCCGCUAGUAUUAUUAAAUUUUAAUACAUCGAAGAUUUCAAAUAUUAUUUUGCUUUACUCCGUUUAUCCUAGAUUUUAGUUAUUACUGUUACUUUUUUGUAAAAUUCUAUAGAUUUUAUGAGGGUAAUGUGAUGUGUGUUCGGCCGGAUUCCGGAAAAGCGGAUUGAAUUUUAUAGCUAGACAAUGUUGAUGGACCAGAUGAGCAGGAUCGUGAGGUCCUUUAAAUCUUGACAUCAUAACUAAUUAUAUUAGCGUGUUAGAGGGUGAUCUAUAAUUUUCUAUAUUUUUCGAUAUUUAUAUUAACGCUUGAUGACUAGUUAAUUGAAGUUUGUAACGUAGAGAGUGAAAUGACCAUUUCACAAAAAAUUUGGAUAUAAAAAUGAACUAUGAACACAGCAAAUCAUGCAUCAUAUUACCAGUUUUCUAAGCAUGCAUUAUAUGUGAACUGCAUUUGUUUUCAAACUAGUUAGUAGCCGUCAAUUAUUACGGAGCCGUAGCAAAUUGGUUUGUUACCAAAUUGGUAUGGAUGUGCUAAUGAUUUGUAUUUUAGAGUUUAUCAUUUUGGUGGUUCAUUUGACAUCUUUGUGUUGCUAUGUAUUUUGUUUGUUUUGAAAUUUCCACCGAACAAAAAGGAGGACGGAUAACAAACGCAUUAAUUACUUACGAGCAUUUAUUUUUUAUUUUUCUUGUUUAUCCAAAGCUCUAGCAUAAGCAAUAAAAAUAGAUUGUUUUGGAACGAGAAUUAAAUAAAGUCAAAAAGCUGCAAUUACAGAAGCGAAAACAAUUACUGAACAACAAAAUGUUUCUAACGAAACAAUAAUAAAUGUGAAAAAAAUAUUCGCAAGGUAAGAGACAGUGCACGUUUUAUUUAUAACGCAAUUGUCGAAUGUUUGUACCAGAAAUCAAAACAUGUUCAUAGUAUCGUAAGCAAUCCGCUAAUACAGUCGAAAAAAUAUUCAUCUGAUGUGUAGUCUCCAUUAUAUAAAUCGAUAUCUCACCACCUAUUACAUGUGCACUGAAUCAUAAUGUGAAUGUUGUCUUUUUGUAAGCAUGAUAUUAUGGCAGAAACCCUAAUAUCAAAGCAAAGGUGGAGAAGUGCAUAAUGCUUGUGUUCUGAGAAUCAGAUUCAAUAAAUGACAAAAACAAUUUUCAAUAGAAACUGCGUUAUAUAAUUCCCGGACGGCCAGUGAAUCGGGAAUUCGAUUUUUGCUACUUUUUAUACCAACAUAUUUAUUUAUUUAUAACUAAGAUUUGCACGUAGGAUAUGCUUAAAAUAAUCCUUCCUCUUCUUAAUUUUCUAUUGACUUUCGGAUUUAUUUCAAGAACAACGUGAAGCACUCAUUAUUCUUGGUGAAAACCUCCAUAUGUAAUUCUAUAUAUAUUUUAUCACCCAAAAAAGAAGUGAUCUAAUAAAUUCAAAAAGGUGAAAAACAAAUUGAUUUAAAUGACGACGUACGUACUUAGGAUCCUGUAUUUCGCUUUUAUUCUUCAAUUUUUUCUACAAUAAGCUCGGCAUGUAAAGUAACUAUUAUAACGAAUAUGAUUUGUA